UCUCUUUCUCACUCUCACGCUCUCUCUUCUCUUCUCUUCUCUUCUCUCCUUUCACUUCUUCAAGAACAUUCAUCAUCACCAAACCAGGACCCGCCGCGCCUACCACCGUGUCGACUGGGUUCCGUCGGCGGUGCCACCACUACUAGAACCCUAAAAACCCAAAAAAAAUCUCCAUAUCACCUUUAAAAACACUUAUUUAAUAGUUAUAAACACAAAUCAAACCCAAAAUCGUCAAAUUUAAACAAACAAAACAAAACCCCAAAAAACCCAGUUUUCAUUGAUCUAGAUCUAGAUUUGAAAUCUGAUUUUGUUAGAUCUAGAUCUCUCUGUUGAUUUUCGUUUACCAGUGGAUUUAAUUCUCGUUUACUACUGGAUUUGAUUUUCGUUCUUCCCAGAUCUUCUUGUUGAUUUUUGUUUUCUUCUACUGCUAUGGUUUCUUCUACUGGAUUUAAUUUGCGUUCUUCCCCGAUCUAGAUCUCUCUAUCAUAAUUAUUAUUAUUAUUAAUAAUAUUAAUUUUUGUUUAAAAAAAACCAAAAAAGGCCAUUUCUGGCCGGAAAACGAAAAAAAAAAAAAAAAAAGUCUUGGUCAAUGGUGGUAUUGCCAUUUCCGCCAUUUACAGGUGAUGGCGACAUUGUCAGUUCCGCCAUUGGGGUGGACCUGCAACGCGUCAGUUUUUGUCUCAAAAGAGGGGUAUUACGGCAAUUUUUUUGAAAACAAGGGUAUUGUUGUAAAAAACGUUUUUUUAAGGGGCAAGUAAAGAAAAAAAUCUAUAGAUGGCACACAUAGUCGUGUCAAGGUACGAAGAGCAGAUGCCCCUCGAUUUCAUGGAAGGAAAGAGUACACCACACAAAAUGUUUUUGCUGCAUGUAGCUUCGAUAUGAAAUUCACAUAUGUGUUAAGUGGUUGGGAAGGAACAGCAUCCGACUCUAGAAUUUUAAAAGAUGCUUUGUCUAGAGAAGAUUCAUUACUAAUUCCUGAAGGGAAAUAUUACCUUGGGGAUGCAGGAUUUCCCUUAAAGGGAGGGAUACUUACACCAUAUAGAGGUGUUCGUUACCAUCUGAAGGAGUACUCAGCUAGAGGUCCCCAAAAUCACAAAGAAUUAUUCAAUCUUCGACACUCAUCACUUCGAAAUGUCAUCGAGAGGACAUUUGAUGUACUUAAGAAGAGAUUUCCAAUUAUAGGUGGUGGUAAUGAGCCAUAUUAUUCGUUUCCCGUCAUGACAGAUAUUUUCAUCGCGUGUUGCAUACUGCAUAACUACUUGAUGGGAGUUGAUAUUGACAACCAAAUCAUAGCUGAAGUUGAUCAAGAAUUGCAACAACGUGGCAUAGAUCGAAGUUCCACGAAUCAAUGUGACGAAGAUUAUAGACAAGGAGCAAAUAUAAGAGAGAAUGUUUCGACUGGAAUGUGGAAUGAAUACCCACUAUAAUUCUUAAUGCAAACCUUUUUCGUUGUAUUUUAUUUGGCGUGAAUGUUGAAACAAUAAUUUGUAGUCAUAGUGUCGGUGUUUUCUAUUUCAUUGUAGUUGUUAAUGGAACAAGACUAGUUUUAAUAUUUGCUUGCAACAUUUUUGUACAACCACAUUAUCAGUUUAUUAUAUUACUUUUUUAGCUCCACAAUGUCAUUCUCUUUAUUUCUAAUAUUAAUGAUAAUUAGUGUGUACCUAUUUUUUUCAUGUAAUUUUUUUCAGAUGAAAGAAGAUUCAAAAAUGAUGAAGGGAAGUCAACAACCAAAGGACAUGAUGAGGUGGUCAGAAGAAAUGGAUCUAGCACUUUUGAAUGCAUUAACAGAAGAAGCACACAAAGGAAAUAGGCAUGAUGGUUCUUGGACUUCUGAAGCUUACAACAAUGUUGUUGAGUUGUUGAGAAACACAAUUGGAGGUCAUAUUACAAAGCAACACAUAAAGAAUAGAAUGAAGACACUAAAAGAGAACUUUGGUGAAGCGUAUGAUUUGUUCAAUAGCUUGAGUGGUUUUGCAUGGGAUCCAAUCACCCGAAAGUUUGAUGCAGAGGAGGAAGUGUGGGAUGCCUUGAUAAAGGAAAAGCCACAUGCUGUGAAGUGGAAGAGAAUGUGUAUCAAGAAUUAUGACAUGAUGAAAGAUUUGUUUGGAGUAGAUAGAGCUAAAGGAAAAACUUCAGGAACUGGUAAGGAUAAGAAGAAAAGGUGGGAGAAGGAAAGAGAAAAGGAAAAAGAAAAAGAAUUUAUUGACUUAAAUGAUAGUUUUGAGGAUACAAGGAUGCAUGAAACAGAAUCAAACUAUGUGGAUGAAACACCUCUUUCUCCGUCGAACUUUGAUGCAUUCAGUCAAGGUCAAUCUAACCAGUCAAAUGGAACCACUGCAAAUAGGGUGCAAAGCGAAAGGCCCAUGUUGUGGAACCCGUUGAGUCGCAAUAUGAGAAGGUUUCAGUUGGCAUUGAUGCAUUAGCGGAGGCUGUCAAAGAUGGUAACAAUCGGUCUGAAAAGUUGUAUCAAGUUGUAGAAAGACAAGUUGUUGUUGCUGAAAGACAAGUAUCUGUGGCUGAAAGGCAAGUGGACAUAGCUGAGAAGGAGCUAACCAUCAUCCAACAGAGUAGGCCUCGCCAUUAUAGUGAGUCUGAUGUGUGGAAUGUGCUAACCGAUUUGGGCAUCAACAAUAAUUGUAAAAUGGAUUGCUAUCGCUUUUUCUGUGCAAAUGAAUAAAAGAAAAGAGAACUAUUUGGUGUCCCCCCUGAAAUGUGCCUUCAAGUACUCAUAGAUAUGAUGGCAGAGGCUAACAAAAAAUGAUAGCACCUGAUAAUAUUUGUUUGCCUUUGGUUUAUGUUGAAUUGUUUUUCUCUUUCAAUUUUCUUUAAGUAUUUAAUAUUACUGUUAUGAUACUUUGCAAUUUGGGUUGCUGAAUAUUUCACAUGCUUAUGGAAUUUUUUGGUAUUUGUUAAUUUGAAGGGGAAAUUUCCUUUUAUUUCUAAGCCUCAUAAUUUAUAUACUUGUUGAAAAAAAAUUUGGAG
Molecule: messenger RNA, 2982 nt
Organism: Trifolium pratense (red clover)
Lineage: Eukaryota; Viridiplantae; Streptophyta; Magnoliopsida; Fabales; Fabaceae
Product: L10-interacting MYB domain-containing protein-like
Exons: 3
Coding region: 1617-2423 (268 amino acids)
Source: RefSeq, a predicted model, not a curated record